Molecule: messenger RNA, 2706 nt
Organism: Drosophila elegans
Lineage: Eukaryota; Metazoa; Arthropoda; Insecta; Diptera; Drosophilidae
Product: protein snail homolog Sna
Exons: 4
Coding region: 278-1582 (434 amino acids)
Biological process (GO): regulation of DNA-templated transcription
Molecular function (GO): RNA polymerase II cis-regulatory region sequence-specific DNA binding; DNA-binding transcription factor activity, RNA polymerase II-specific
Source: RefSeq, a predicted model, not a curated record
GUGCGUGCGCUCGCCUUUACGGAUGCGAAAUCCGUCCGUGCGACUAAUUAAUCGGUUUUUUGACAAUUAACGAGGAUCAUUAUCAUUACCGAUCCCCCGAAAAAUCAGCAAAGCCAUAUGCGAACUCUUGGCGGGUGGUGAACAUUCGUGAAAGCCAUUCUCUGUGUGUGUGAUAUAUUAUUGAUUUCUCAUCGGCAACUGAAUCAUCCGUCUAUAUACGAGAUAGCACCCAAAACUAUUCAAGCUGCGUGGGACAUUUCACCAUCUCUUCAUCGCGAUGACGAAGGACCAGCAGGCGACGCCCAUUCCCGAGGAGCUGUACAAUCUCACCCAGCUGGCGGAGGUCACAUUGGCGGCGGGUCCCCUGAUCACCGAGGACGAGGCGAAGCCAAUGCCUGUUGUAUAUGCCACCUCGGACGACGACACCAACUACUACAGUCACAAGGUGUUCGAUCGCAGAAAGCGACGCUGCACCAUCUCCGACUCGAAUUCCUGCACCAGCAGCAGUUCCAGCUUCACAUCCAGCCUGCUAUCCAGGGAGCACCAUCAUCCGGAGCAGGACGAGUUACUCAACUCCGCCUCGCUGCUGGAGGACGAGCACAUCUGUCCCGAGUGCGGCAAGAAGUAUUCCACAUCCUCCAAUCUGGCUCGCCAUAGACAAACCCACAGGUCAAUCAUGGACAAGAAGGCGCGCCAUUGUCCCUACUGCGAGAAGGUGUACGUUUCGAUGCCGGCCUAUUCGAUGCAUGUGCGCACCCACAACCAGGGAUGCGAGUGCCAGUUCUGCGGCAAGUGCUUCUCGAGACCCUGGCUCCUCCAGGGCCACAUACGCACCCACACCGGCGAGAAGCCCUUCAAGUGCAGCGUCUGCGAGAAGGCCUUCGCCGACAAGAGCAACCUACGCGCCCACAUCCAGACGCACUCGAACACCAAGCCACACACUUGUGCCCGAUGCGGCAAAGCUUUUGCCUUAAAGUCCUACCUGUACAAGCACGAGGAGUCCUCCUGCAUGAAGAAUCGUGGAGGGGUCUCGGGAUCGGGAGCGAUGUCGUCUACGGGUUCGGGUUCCACCGCCAGCAACAGACCUCCCACAUCGCCCAAGCGACAGCAAACAGAGGUGGGCUUGUCUCCCGGAUCUCCUACCCCAGUGUGUACCGCGCCCGAUUCGGCCAAAUCCACACUGGCCAACAAGCUGCUGCAGAAGGAGAAGGAGCGCCGACAGGCGGCCUUGGCCAUCCAGGGCUGUCCAGGUGGCCCAGAGAUGAUCGCCUACAAUCACUCUGCUUCCGCUUUGGAGGAAUACGAAAAGUUCAAGCGGAUCAAUGUGAUCCAGCCCACGGUGCUGCCACAUAGGAUACCCAGUCUCUACCAGGAGCUGCAUCCCAAUCCCCACCUGCCAAUGGCCUUGCCCUUGGCCCUGCCCUACUCCCACUUUCCGGGCCAGACCACGCCCACUCAGGGAACACUCAGCAAUGCCAGCACGCAGGAACAGCCCGUGGACUUUUCGCCCAAGAACAACUUCACACACUCGGCCAAGACGAGUCCUUUCGAGCUGACCGGGAACUAUGCCAUGGUGGCAUAGGACAAGGAUACCCCGAAAUGGGACCCGGACAUCAAGCAAAAGACAGCGGAGAGAACAAGAGCACUACCCAAAGCAAUUCGAGUACCCACUUACACCACAUCCAACUAAAGCACCCACUUUCUUACAGUAGUCAACGAAUAUGUGAUAAAAAUGCAAAAGAGCUUAAGUACCAUUAGAGAGUAGACGAUUCCAGACGUAAAGCUUAUCGAAGGGAAGUAACUCCAAGGAGGAUGACGAGGUUAUACACCGUAGAUAUUUAGAGAGACAAGGUUGGAUCGAUCGAUCGAUCGCCGAUCGGUCCCCAUUUGAUCUUCACUUAGUUGUAAUAAGAGACUUCUUAGAGACUUGCCAAGAACAGCGACAAAAAACCAAAUGUAACCAGUAUUUUUUUAUAGCACAUACGGACGAGAGUUAUAGCAUCCCAAAUCCAAAUCGAUCGAAGAACACCGCAGCAAAGCUACAAACUUUACAAACACAUACUCACCUAGCAUUAUGAUUUUACAAUCAACUAGGAAAGAUAUCCAAAGAUAUUUCACACACUUACUAACCCCAUUAAUCACUUCGCAUUAAGGCAUUGAUCGGCUUCCUGCUUCCGGCACGGAAGUCGGUCCAAAACGAGAGAAUUUCUAGUCUUUAUCUUUAAAUUCAGCGCGCACAUCUGACGAAUGGAGGUGAUAUGGGGGUUCCCCGAUCCCCCAAUCUCCUCCAUGCUGUGUGCGUGGCGUUAUUUUAAGCACUUUACGGCCGCAUGUGGUGCAAUAAUUGACAUAACCGUAACACUAAUUAGCCUCUACCACAUCUGUGUAUUUUAUUACAACGUUUCGGAGAGAUCGCUUAUUAUUUUGAAGUCAUCUAACCAUUUAGUUUUCGAGAGACACCCACUGCAUUUCGCAUACUCAGCCCAACUCGACUCGAUUCGAUUAACUCCGAUUCGACCUACAGCUAAUCGCACCAAAGAUAUAUCUAUUUAGAUGCAUAUUACCUUUAUAUACUCUUACUUACCAUAUACACCAAAAGUUAUACUUAUAUAUAUAUACACGUAUACGUAGCUCUAAACUGUAUUAUAGAUUUGCACAUUAAUUCGAAUUAAAAGAGAGAUCCACUGAUCCCCGCAAAAAUAAAAA